AUGAGCGAGGAUCCAGAGACGGCCGCCGAAGCCGCGGCGCGGGCGGCCGAGGCUCAGCAGCGCGCAGGCGCGCGCGCAGACGCGCAGGCCUGGGAGCAAGCGAAGCAUCAGGUGCUGCUUCUGCAGCAGUCCAAGGCGGCCGCCGAGGGCGCGGGCGGCGACGCGUCGGCGGACGCCGGCCGGGUCUCGGCUCGACUCAGCAACGGGAAGGCCGCGGCGGCCAUCAAGGAGUCCAUCGACGACGGCAACCGCGGCGACUGCGGUCAGGUGUGCGCGGGCCGACGGCAGGGGCAGCAGAACCGCGACGGCUCGAUAUACGUGACCGGGGUGUGCAAGGCGCGUGCGCAAGGCGUGCUCGGCACGAUGCCCACCGCUGAAGCGGAGGAGGCGCUGCUGACGACGCUCGGCGCUGAGGUCGACAUGUGCCUGGAGCUCCCCGCCCUGCAGGACGCUGUCGUCGCGGCGCACUCGGCGCACCGAGCCGGCACAACCACCAUCGCCGGCGGCGGAGGGCAGAUCCGUGUGGUCGGCCGGGCGGUCAGCGCGCUGCGGGAAGUGGAGCGCUUCGAUGCCGCCGCCCAGAGGGGCGAGGUGCCGGCACAAGUCCUGCAGCUUGCCGCCGCAAACAAGGCGGCGGCAGAGCGGCAGAGGACGCGAGCAGAGCUGUGGGAGGAGGUUGGCGGCGCAGCGACUUUGAUGGCGGCGGCGAUGGAGGAGGAGGAGGAGGAGGAGCCCGCCGGCAUGGAGGAGGAGGAGGGCGACGAGGAGCCCCUCGCCGACCCCGACCAACUGGCGGCGGCGGCGGCGGCGGUGGAGGCCGAGGAGGCCGAGGGCAGCGAGGCCGCGGCGGAGGUGGGCGCCGCCAGCCACCCGCGGGCGCCGACCCGCACCCGCUUUGCGCUCGCGCUGCUGGGGCGGCUCUGGCGCGACGCUGGCCUCAUCGGCCCCGCGGCCGAGGUGCGCGAGCGUUUCGGCACGACUCCCUUUUGGCUGCUCCGGCACGUCGGCAUGCGGCUCGCGAUCCAGCGGCGGCGGCUGGCGGCGGAGGCGGUGGCAGGGCUGGACUGCUCCUACCUCCUGCGGCUCGGCAUGCAGGACGUGCUCAUCGGCUACAACGACAAGCUCGACAUCGCGACCGGCAUCCACCCCGCGGGCCGCGUGAUGGGGCGCAUCGGCAUCAUCAACUGCUACCAGUUCGUCUCCUCGCUGCCGCGGGAGGCCGCGGCGGAGGUCGCGGGCGCGGGCGCGGACGACGAGCUGGGCGCGGGCGCGGACGGCAAGCUGCACAAGCUCUUCGAGGAGUACGUUCGCCUCAAGGAGCAGUCGCAGGCGGAGGUGGGGCGCGCCAUCUUCGGCGAGGGCGACGGCUCGGCGCGGCUUCGCAGCGGCCUCAACAAGCACCUGCGCAAGAGGGGCGAGGGGGUUGGUGCGGCGGAUCCGGGGACUUUCACCAUCAUCGCUGGAGCCGGCCUCAAGGGGAAGGGCGGCCUCCUCUUCAAGUGCGAGAUCCAGUCUUUCUUCCAGAGCGACGUCUCGAUGCGGGAGGGCGAGGACGGGCCGAUGAUCCUCGACCUGGACAUCGGGCGUGCUAUGCAUGAGCUUGCCAAGAUGACCGGUGCAUACACGCACCGCGCGGGUGGCGUCGAGCGGCCCAUCGCAGGUCGGAGCGAGCAGGCGCAGCUCAUCGUCGACGCGCUGCGCCGCGCACUGCUCACGGACGCGACGCUGUCUUCGGCAUGCGGCGGCUCGGCAGUGCUGAUGGCGCAGCCGUUUGUACUCGUCGACUCUGCCGGGGAGGUGCAUGGCCGACCUGACAUGGUGGCUUUUGCACUGCAGCAUCCCGCGGUCCUCGCGUACAUCUCCAAGAUCCGCACCAAGGAGGAGGAGUGA
Messenger RNA from Emiliania huxleyi CCMP1516, 1890 nucleotides. RefSeq lists its product as hypothetical. Lineage: Eukaryota; Haptophyta; Isochrysidales; Noelaerhabdaceae. The coding region runs from base 1 to 1890 and encodes 629 amino acids. The transcript has 5 exons. The record is from RefSeq and is a predicted model, not a curated record.